AUGCUGCGCUUUCAUAAGUUUACUGUCGGAUCUGGCUGGAUAAGCGAAUACGGUAAUCCAGAUGACCCGGAGGAUUUCGACUUCAUAUACAAGUACUCUCCUUUACACAACAUUCGCUAUCCCAAACAUGGUCAAUGGCUUUCUACUUUGAUGAAGACAGGAGAUCAUGAUGAUCGCGUUGUACCUAGUCAUACUCUCAAAUAUGCUGCUACUCGUAUAAUAAUAAGAAGCGAAAUUCUUGGAGGAAUGUGAGAAGAAGUGCAAAGUUGUCAAUUACACAUGCCGAAAAAACUGUUCCUGCAAGUUAUGGAAGGAAUUUUGCUGAAUGAAAAGAGCACUUUUCCUCAUUGCAUGUUUCUUCUUGUGAUAAGAUGAAAUAAAGCAUUGUGCAGCGUGUUUGCAGGGAAAUUCAAC
Molecule: messenger RNA, 414 nt
Organism: Cylicocyclus nassatus
Lineage: Eukaryota; Metazoa; Nematoda; Chromadorea; Rhabditida; Strongylidae
Source: the annotation of a GenBank genome assembly